Molecule: messenger RNA, 438 nt
Organism: Tinamus guttatus (white-throated tinamou)
Lineage: Eukaryota; Metazoa; Chordata; Aves; Tinamiformes; Tinamidae
Source: RefSeq, a predicted model, not a curated record
AUGCCAGGAGAAGGCAGCCAGGGCCAGCAGCGAGCGCUGCUGCGCCCGCGGGCUUGGAGCCAGCCCGUUUCCUCCGCGGCGGUGCGGGAGAAAUCCGCCCUGCAGCCAGGCUGCUUCCGAGCAGAGGAAGCCGCGGGUGGCGCCGGCCACGUCCCUCUCUUCACAGGGCCGCCCUGGGCGUCGCGGGGACAGCGAUGCCGGUACCGCGGCGGGCGGCCCUGCUCCGCGCCCCCAGCAGCGCAGGGGCUCCUCUCGCCGCCCUCCGCGACCGCCAGCACCCCGCCCGCGUGCGACAGGUACGGCGUGCCGGGCUGUCCCAGGAACUUCAACCCCGUCUGCGGCACCGAUGGCAGGACCUACUCCAACGAGUGCAUGCUCUGCCAGUCCAACAGUGAACAUAGAAAGGAUGUCCAAAUCUUCAAGAGGGGGAGUUGCUGA